Racocetra fulgida is the source of this 120-nucleotide messenger RNA. Lineage: Eukaryota; Fungi; Glomeromycota; Glomeromycetes; Diversisporales; Gigasporaceae. The record is from the annotation of a GenBank genome assembly.
GUUAUUUUAAACACGGUCAUUAUGAUAAAGCGUUUUCAGAUCUUGAAAAAGCAUUAGAGCUAUAUGACGAAGAUUUAUAUAACCUUGCAAAAUCCCUAGAAAUCAAAUCGAAUUAUGCUA